Molecule: messenger RNA, 837 nt
Organism: Asparagus officinalis (garden asparagus)
Lineage: Eukaryota; Viridiplantae; Streptophyta; Magnoliopsida; Asparagales; Asparagaceae
Product: protein RTF1 homolog
Exons: 1
Coding region: 39-740 (233 amino acids)
Cellular component (GO): Cdc73/Paf1 complex
Molecular function (GO): RNA polymerase II C-terminal domain phosphoserine binding; DNA binding
Source: RefSeq, a predicted model, not a curated record
CAUUCCCCCAACACGAAAGAGAAAAAAAGAAGAAGAUCAUGGCGGCAUUGACGUUCGAAGACAUCAAAGCCAUCACCAUCCCGAGAUCAAAGCUAGCCAAGUGGUCGACCGAGCCCUUCUUCGACAAAAUCAUCGCAGGCUGCUUCGUUCGAUUAGGCAUGGGCCUGACUCGCUCCCGUCGUCCAACAUACAAGCUCUGCAUCGUCAGGAGCGUGGACGCCACAAGCCCAAAUCGACGCUACACGUUCGAGAACCGCAGAACAAGUAAAUGGCUCAACUGCGUGUGGGGCAGCGACGCCUCGGCAGCCAGGUGGCCCAUGUCCAUCGUUUCCAACGGUUCGACGCUCGAGGAGGAAUUCAACGAGUUGGUUCACGAGAUCAAGUGGACUGGAGGCACAUUGCCGAGCUUGAAGGAGCGCAACGAGAAGGUCGAGUUGAUUCUCAGGGUCGAGUGCUAUUCGAGGCCACCGAAGGCUGUACUCGAAGAAAUUGCAAAGAAGAAGAGAGAAAGGGCAGAGAGAUUGGUAGAGAUGAAUAAGAGAAACAGGAUUGAGAAUUUCAAGAUUGCGUCGGAGGCUAAGGCUGCUGAUGUUAGCUUGAAGGCUGGGGACGAAGGGUAUGAUCCCUUCUCGAGGAGGUGGACGAGGCCAACGAUCUUUUGCAAGUCGAAGUCGCAAGGGCAGAGGAAAGUUGAGACAGCAUCUGCGGCCUCAACUGCAAACAGCGUAUCAAGAUUUUAGUUUUCUACAAAAAAGAACGCAGCAAACUUUCAGUCGAUGUGUGUUUUUCUAAAUAUUGUUAAUUAACUUCUUAAUUUGCAUGGUUAAUCAAGCGUUU